Olea europaea var. sylvestris is the source of this 2266-nucleotide messenger RNA. RefSeq lists its product as uncharacterized. Gene Ontology annotation, molecular function: protein binding. The coding region runs from base 65 to 2062 and encodes 665 amino acids. The record is from RefSeq and is a predicted model, not a curated record. The transcript is spliced from 6 exons. NCBI's taxonomy places the organism in Eukaryota, Viridiplantae, Streptophyta, Magnoliopsida, Lamiales, Oleaceae.
CAGAAACAUACAAAGCAAAGCCUAUACUCAACAGUCAAGUGCUUCAAUCUUUUAAUCCGGCUGUAUGGAGGGAAGAAGACAACGGGGGGCAAAAGCUAUUAGAAGCUCCAAUUCGGAUCCAGAAGAUGAUCGGUCCGAGUCUCGUGUUGAUCGUAGAAAUCCACUUGGUAAACGACCAGCUUUUACUUCUCAUGAGCCAUACGAAUCACAUUCCACACACAUACCAACGACUGAGGAUAAAGACAUGAAAAACCAGUCUGAAAUUGAAGCUGAAGAUCCAAGUGCGAAUGCCAAUGCCAAUGCUAAUUUGAAUGACAAUGACAGUGACGAUGAUCAACAACUAAUAAUUUAUCCCAGGAAAGGGAAAGGAAAAGUCAAUCGUCAGAAGCUUCGCCCUUUUUUAUAUCGAGCUGCUCUAAGAGGUGAUUGGAAGGAUGCUGAAGCUGUUCUGAGUUUAGACAGAAGUAUAGCUAGUGAUAAGAUAACAAAUACAGGAGAUACGGCUCUUCACGUAGCUGCUGCCAGCAAGAAAACUGCAUUUGUUCGUAAAUUAGUCGAGUACUUGAACGAAAAUGAGUUAGCAUUGCCGAAUAAACACGGAAACACAGCUUUAUGUUUUGCAGCUAUAUCAGGGAUUGUAGAAAUUGCCGAGGUCAUGUGCAAAAAGAAUAAAAAAUUGCCAAUAAUCCAUGGCAGCAAUGGAAUGACUCCACUUCGAUUGGCUGCUAUGCUUGGAAAAAGGAAAAUGGUUAAAUAUCUUUAUCAAAUUACGCCUUUUCAAGAUCUCCAGGCUGAGGAACGUAUGGAGAUUCUUGUAGCAACUAUCUACGCUGCCAUUUAUGAUAUUGCAUUAAAGAUGUUGAAAGAAGAUACAAGUAUAGUUACUUAUCCAGCAGUAAAGAUAGGAAAAGCUCUGAAAGUGUUAGCUCGAAAGCCUUUAUCACACCAUGGAAAAUGUCAAGGACAGUUAUGGGAAAGACUUGUUAGAAUCAUUGCUACUGUCCCUUAUGUUCCUUGUUUCAAAGAUAUAUAUGAUUCAGUUGAAGUGCGGAGACAAGGCCGUAGUCUGGUAGAGAGGCUUUGGGAAGAGAUUCUGAGGUUACCAGACUCGGCCAUUUCUAAACUAAUUUUUGAGACUGGAAUAUUUCAUGAUGCUGCAAAGAUAGGGAAUGUUGAGUUUCUGACAAUGCUUACCUAUGCAUAUCCCGAUCUUAUAAAGAAUGUUAACUCAAAUGGUUACUCCAUAUUUCAUGUUGCUGUGUUGAACCGGCAAGAAAAUGUUUUCAAUCUCAUUUACCACAUAGGAGCUCUUAAAGAUUUAUUAGUACUCAAUAUAGAUUGGAAAGGCAACAACAUUUUGCACUUGGCUGGAAAAUUAGCACCUCCAAUCAGAGUCAAUAUUGUAUCAGGAGCAGCACUCCAAAUGCAGAGAGAACUACUAUGGUUUAAGGAGGUAGAGAAAAUUGUGCCACCAUCAUUUCUGGAGAGGAAAAAUUACGAUUUACACACACCAAGGGAGUUAUUUUCAGCCGAGCACAAGGAUUUGCGGGAAGCUGGUGAGAAGUGGAUGAUGGACACAGCAAAUUCUUGCAUGGUUGUGGCAACUUUAAUUGCCACAGUGGUAUUUGCUGCAGCCUUUACGGUACCAGGUGGCAAUAAUGAAACAGGCACUCCAGUAUUCUUGAAUGAAUGGUGGUUCACAGUUUUUGUCAUAUCGGAUGGGGGGGCAAUGUUAACCUCAACAGCUUCUAUAAUGAUGUUCUUGUCGAUUUUGACUUCACGUUUCGAAGAAGAUGAUUUUCUAUUUUGGUUACCGGCAAAGUUGACGUUCGGAUUAACAUCUCUCUUUGCUUCAAUCAUUUUCAUGGUCAUAACAUUUAGUGCAACGUUCUUUUUGGUCUACAAUAAAGAAAAGCAAAAGUUGCUGCCGGGACUUGCUGCUGUAGCUUGGAUUCCAAGCAUUUUAUAUGGAGUGCUAAAUUAUCAGCUGAUGAUUGCCCUAUUCCGCUCAACAUUCUACUCGAGGUCUACAUUUCGAGGAGGUAAGCACAGACUUUACUAAUAAAAGGAGUAGCAAUUCUGCUCUUUUUUUCUAUCAAAUUAGUACUACAAAAUAAGUGGGCUUUGCUUUGUGAGUACAAUAAAAAUGGAGAAUUUCUAUUUCUUAUUUCCAGAGACAGAUUGUGAUGGAAUUCUGUAAGCACAUUUUCAGACAGUGAUUGUUUUACUGAAUGAUCUGAAUGUUGAUUAAAUUGAGUUGCCUUGA